Lachancea meyersii CBS 8951 is the source of this 855-nucleotide messenger RNA. The record is from the annotation of a GenBank genome assembly. Lineage: Eukaryota; Fungi; Ascomycota; Saccharomycetes; Saccharomycetales; Saccharomycetaceae.
AUGGAUCUCGUCAAAGAGCGCUAUUUGGCCAUUCAAUCUACCAAACACUACACACAAGCUUCUCCCGAAGAAAUUGUGACCCUAUGGACCCAACUCAAAGCGUUUCUUGGAGCUGGUAAUCAUGCCAUGAGCGAAAUUGAAUAUAUGUCCUUAACACAUAUGCUUUUCGAUCUCUCAAUCUACGUGGAUAAGGAUGUCGAGGCUGAAACGAUAUACAAGACGUUUAGAGACCGUUUCGGGCCCAAUUCCCCUUACCUUUUCGUCAUGAGGGCAACCCUGAUGCAGGUUAACGAAGGAGACAAAAAGGCCGAAGACUACCUUACACGACUUCUAAAGGAAUAUUUGGACGACGAAACUGAUAUAAUUGCUUAUCCUUUGGUCAGCAAGAAACUGCUAGCCGUUCAACGCAAGUCGUUGUCCAGCGAACAAUACGUGGCAAAGCUUCUAGAUUUGGUGGAAAACUUCCCGGUGGACGGAGAAGCUUGGUAUGCUCUCGCACAAUGCUACGUCGAGUUAGGACAGCUGAAUCAAGCUACAUUCUGUCUCGAAGAAGUGCUUUGCAUUUCGCCUUUCAAUUACUUCGUUUUUGCUGAGCUCAGUGAGGUACUAUAUUACACCGCCGGUAAGGAACCCAAAAACAAAAAACCUCUUUUACAGCAAUCGCUUAACAAUGCUCUGAGAAGCGUUGAGCUUUCAGAGCUGUAUGUGAAAGGGUGGUCGUUUGCUGGAAUGGCGUCCAAACUGCUGGGCAAUUCGAAAAUACAGGGCCUCUCAAAAAAGAAGCUCACACAGAUUACAGAAAAGGGCAACACGAUUGAUGCGGCUACUGCAAAGAAAGUACUUCAACAUAUAUAG